CGCCCGCACGCCCGCCACCGCCUGCCGGCCCCGCCGAGCAGCCAUGGCCGCGCCGCGGGAGCUGCCAGACGAGCUGCUGCCUCGGGCCAGCCCCGGGUCCCAGUGGUUCGGGGAUCGGGAGGAAGGGGAGGACCCGGCGGAGAUGCUGCGAGGGGCCAGGCCCGAGCCGCCGGAGGGGGACCCCGGCUGGGGCUCGGGCACCGGGGCGCCGCGGGAGCAGGGCGCGGGCCCCGCCCGGCCGCCGCCCGUUGCCAUGGAAACUGCAUCCACAGGUGUGGCUGCGAUCUCCCUGGAUCACUCCUUUACAAUGACGCCAAAGGAUGAAGAAGGAGCAUGUUACACAUCUCUGAUUUCUGACAUGCGCACCUCGCCCCAUGAGGAUGCGACAUAUUUCACUGGGAGUUUUCAGAAGGAAAAUGGCCACAUCACCAGUUCAGAGAGCCCCGAGGAGCUGGGGUCUCCUCGACCCCCCUUACCAGAUGUGCCUGGGAUGGAGCCUCAUGGCUUGUUGAGUUCCGAUUCUGGAAUAGAGAUGACUCCCGCUGAGUCCACUGAAGUGAACAAGAUUCUAGCAGAGCCCUUGGACCAGAUGAAAGCAGAAGCCUGUAAGUACAUUGACAUUGCAAGGCCGGAGGAGGUGAAAUGUCAGGAGCAUCGUCAGCCUGAGCCGGGAAAUAAAGACUUUGACUUUAAGAACAAGGACAGUGACAUCUCCACAAAACCAGGAGGGAUUCGGGAACCUGACAAACCAGCUCCUGUGGAGGGAAAGAUCGUCAAGGACCACUUGUUUGAAGAGUCGACCUUUGCUCCUUACAUAGAUGAUCUCUCCCAGGAGCAGCACAGCGCUCCCCUGAUCAGUGCCCCCAUCAAGAUCACACUGACCGAGAUCGAACCUUCUGUCGCAACCGCAACUGCAAUCCAAGAAAAGAGCCCCGAGAAGCAAGAUCUCUGCCUGAAGCCAAGUCCUGACACAGUCCCCACUGUCACCGUCUCAGAGCCUGAAGACGACAGCCCCGGAUCUGUCACUCCUCCAUCUUCUGGAACAGAACCAUCUGUUGCGGAGUCCCAGGGGAAAUGCAGCAUCUCUGAGGAUGAGUUGAUCACUGCCAUUAAAGAAGCCAAAGGGUUAUCCUAUGAAACGGCAGAGAGCCCACGGCCGGUGGGGCCGGUGGCCGACAGAGGGGAGCCCAAGGCCAGGUCUGGGCUGCCCACCAUCCCCAGCCCUCUGGACCAGGAGGCGAGCAGCGCUGAGUCGGGAGACUCGGAAAUUGAGCUGGUGUCAGAGGACCCCACGGCCGCCGAAGAUGCGCUGCCCUCCAGCUAUGUGACCUUCGGCCACGUGGCCGGGCCGCCCCCCUCGCCAGCAUCCCCGUCCAUCCAGUACAGCAUCCUGCGGGAGGAGCGCGAGGCCGAGCUGGACAGCGAGCUCAUCAUCGAAUCCUGCGAUGCCUCCUCCGCCUCCGAGGAGAGCCCCAAAAGAGAGCAGGACUCGCCCCCCGUGAAGCCAGCUGCCCUGGAUGCCAUCCGGGAGGAGACCUGCGCCCGCACGGAGGAGCGCACGCCCAGCCCGCAGGGCCCUGCGCAGCCCGACCCCUUCCUCCACUUCCCCUCCACCGACCCCCACACCAGCCCCGAGCCGUCUUCUGCAGACCAAGCCCCCGAGCCGGAGGAGCCCACCUUGCUGUGGAAACCCGCAGAAACAGCAGCGAGCUCCAACCAAAGCCCCGCAGCCCCGCAGGUCCCUGCGCCUCCAGGUCUUGGCAUGGCACCCUCGCUGCUGCAGCUCCUCAAUAAGCAAAAAGCUAUUGACCUGCUGUACUGGCGGGACAUCAAGCAGACGGGGAUUGUGUUUGGGAGCUUCCUGCUGCUGCUCUUCUCUCUGACCCAGUUCAGCGUGGUGAGCGUCAUCGCCUACCUGGCCCUGGCUGCGCUCUCGGCCACCAUCAGCUUCCGCAUCUACAAGUCUGUUUUACAAGCUGUACAGAAAACCGAUGAAGGCCACCCUUUCAAGACUUACCUAGAGCUUGAGAUCACCCUGUCCCAGGAGCAGGUCCAGAAGUACACAGACUGCCUGCAGCUGUAUGUGAACAGCACGCUGAAAGAACUCCGAAGGCUCUUCCUUGUCCAGGACCUGGUGGAUUCCUUAAAAUUUGCAGUCCUGAUGUGGCUUCUGACUUAUGUUGGCGCUCUCUUCAAUGGCCUGACCCUGCUGCUCAUGGCUGUGGUUUCAAUGUUCACUCUACCUGUAGUCUACGUCAAGCACCAGGCACAGAUUGACCAAUAUCUGGGACUUGUGAGGACUCACAUAAAUGCUGUGGUGGCAAAAAUUCAGGCUAAAAUCCCAGGAGCCAAAAGGCACAUGGAGUAAAUGGACAUCCCAGCAAGAACAGAACACAAACAGGGAUGUCUGCCGUGGUAACCGCCCUCUUUUGACUCGUUACUGCAAAUCAAUCAUUUUUCCCUCCCAGUUACCAUACUCUUAGAGGCAAACCUUAAAACAGCUGUUUUUAGGCUGUUCUGUACUCUUAGAAUAUUUGAGUCACUUGUGUCAAGCACUAAAGUAUAGAGAAAAGUGUAUUAGAUGUGGUUUUUAAUUUUGUGUUGCUAAAAAACAAAAAAGUGCAUGAUGGUGAGAGCCCAUGUUAUCUUUUCUUCUAUGGUGUUCUCCUCCUCUUCCUCUCCCUUCUCCUCCUCUUCCUCUCUGCAAUGCUUCUGUAGCUUCUAACCCGCAGCUAGUCCUCUCCUGCCCAGUGAGCUGACGCAAUAGUGGAAAUCGCUUAUAUGUCCUUGGGUUGCUGGUUGGAUUAAUCUUUAAUAACACUAUAUAGAAUUGUAGACUGAUGUUUUAGCAUUUUUCCAACACAUACAACAUAAAAAAUAUAAUUUAAAAAGCAGUUGAUGGUAAUCAGUUUUGUAUAACUUAAAAUAAUUAAAUGAAUACACCCCAACAUGAACACACAGUCCUUUUGUUGUAUGGGAUGGAUGGGCUGAUUUACAUGUAUGGUCACUCAAAAGUUACCAGCAUGUUAACUUUAUUACAAUUUGUAUUACUUUCUCUGUAGUUCCUAAUGGACUUAAUUAUGGACUCUGGAUAUUUGCACUUAUGUACUUGAUACUGAAUGCAUAAAUAAAUGUUACUAAAUGUAGAAAGUU
Messenger RNA from Dipodomys spectabilis (banner-tailed kangaroo rat), 3153 nucleotides. RefSeq names its product reticulon 1 (gene Rtn1). The coding region runs from base 44 to 2368 and encodes 774 amino acids. Gene Ontology annotation, cellular component: postsynaptic density; neuron projection. NCBI's taxonomy places the organism in Eukaryota, Metazoa, Chordata, Mammalia, Rodentia, Heteromyidae. Gene Ontology annotation, biological process: neuron differentiation; brain development; endoplasmic reticulum tubular network formation. The transcript has 9 exons. The record is from RefSeq and is a predicted model, not a curated record.